This is a messenger RNA of Sinocyclocheilus rhinocerous, 8568 nucleotides long. RefSeq names its product fibrillin 1 (gene fbn1). NCBI's taxonomy places the organism in Eukaryota, Metazoa, Chordata, Actinopteri, Cypriniformes, Cyprinidae. Gene Ontology annotation, molecular function: calcium ion binding. The transcript has 58 exons. The record is from RefSeq and is a predicted model, not a curated record.
AUGUUGAAACGAAGAACUCUUGGAACGGUGGUGAAACUCCCCAGGAGCGACUGGCCUGCCAAGGUUUCUCCAGAGGCGCAGCCUAAAAUCAUCCAGACCGUCACAGAAGAUCCUGAAGCUGCGUCCAGAGAACUGCAGGCUCCUCUCGGAGUUUUGCCGAACUCUUCCCGCAGGCCGAAUGUGUGUGGAUCCCGUCAUCAUGCGUACUGCUGUCCCGGAUGGAAGACCUUGACCGGAGGGAACCAGUGCAUCGUCCCUAUUUGUCGCAGCCCCUGCGGAGACGGCUUCUGCUCCAGACCCAACAUGUGCACCUGUCCGAGCGGCCAGAUCGCUCCCACCUGUGGAUCCAAAUCAGUCCAGAACUGUAACAUCCGCUGCAUGAACGGCGGGUCGUGUGCGGAGGACCAGUGUCUGUGUCAGAAGGGAUACUCCGGGGCUCACUGCGGCCAGCCGGUGUGUGAGUCCGGCUGUCUGAACGGAGGCCGAUGCGUCGCUCCAAACCGCUGCCUGUGUAACUACGGCUUCACUGGAGCUCAGUGUGAGAGAGAUUACAGGACGGGGCCGUGUUUCGCGUCGGUCAGUAACCAGAUGUGUCAGGGUCAGCUGACGGGAAUCGUCUGCACUAAGACACUGUGCUGUGCGACGGUAGGACGGGCCUGGGGUCAUCCGUGUGAGCAGUGUCCAGCACAACCACACCCCUGCCGCCGCGGCUUCAUUCCCAACCACCGCUCAGGGGCCUGUCAGGAUGUGGACGAGUGCCAGGCCAUUCCUGGACUCUGUCAGGGGGGAAACUGUGUGAAUACUGUGGGCUCAUUUGAGUGCAAAUGCCCUGCUGGACACAAGUUCAACGAAAUUACACAGAAAUGUGAAGGUAAUGACACUCACACACGCACACUUUUGAUUCCCAUCCACACCAUCGGCAGCUACUUCUGCAGGUGUCCGGUGGGCUUCGACACGGCGCUGGACGGCUCGCGCUGCAUCGACGCUCGGACGGGCUUCUGCUACGCCAACAUCGUGAGCGGGCGCUGUGCUAACCUGCUGCCGCAACGUAUGUCCAAGAGCCAAUGCUGCUGUGAGAACAGAGGAUGCUGGUCCGGAUCCAGCGUCCCAGAGAUGUGUCCCAUCCGCGGAACAGAGGAGUAUCAGAGACUCUGUCUGUAUAGUUACACGGUUCCUGAUCCAGACCGACCAGAUCUGAUUCCGCUUCCGGGUCCAGGUCCGCUUCCGCUUCCGGGUCCUGGUAUUGGUCCUCGUCCUGGUCCUGGUCCGGGUUUUCCCGAUGACCCACGAGAUCCUUACCCUCGUGAUCCAAAACCUUUGCCGCCCACAUCUGUUGACCUUCCCUCCUUCACCAUCAGACCUGUCAUCCUGUCUCAGAACUUCAGCAUCAGGAACAUGUGCGAGGCGUUUCGUAACCUGUGCAUCAACGGCCGCUGCGUGCCGACGCCAGGCAGCUACCGCUGCGAGUGCAACAUGGGCUACCGGCUGGACGGCCGCGGCGAAUGCAUCGAUGCGAACGAGUGUGAGCGGAGCCCCUGUGUGAACGGGGAGUGUGUGAACACCCCUGGAUCCUAUUAUUGCCAGUGUCCCACCGGAUUCCAGAGCACGGCCACCAGAACCGAGUGUCGAGAUCUGGAUGAGUGUGUGGCCAACGGUCGCAUCUGCAACAACGGUCGCUGCGUCAACACGGAGGGCAGCUUCCACUGCGUGUGCAACGCCGGCUUCGAGAUCUCAGCUGACGGAAGGAACUGCCAAGACACUGAUGAGUGUUUGAUAAGGAACAUCUGUCUGAACGGCAUGUGCAUCAAUGAGGAUGGCAGCUUCAAGUGCAUCUGCAAACCUGGAUACUUGUUAGAUGGUACUGGACGGUUCUGUGUGGAUGUGGACGAGUGUGAGGUUCCUGGCAUGUGUAUGAACGGUCGCUGCGUCAACACCGAGGGAUCGUUCCGCUGCGAGUGUAUGCCGGGACUCGCCGUGGGGCUCGACGGACGCGUCUGCGUAGACACACACAUGCGCAGCACGUGUUACGGAGGAUAUAAGCGUGGUCAGUGUGUGCGACCAUUCUUCGGCGCUGUGACCAAAUCUGAGUGCUGCUGCGCCAGUGUGGAGUAUGCUUACGGAGAGCCGUGCCAGCCAUGCCCGCCGCUCAACUCAGGUACACACUCCUCCCUCUGUGUGUCAGAUAUAAAUGAGUGUGCGCUGGAUCCUGAUAUCUGUCAGAACGGCGUGUGCGAGAACAUGCUCCGAACAUACAAGUGUAACUGUAAUCUGGGCUUUGAGGUGGACAUCAGCGGGAAGACCUGCGUCGAUGUGGACGAGUGCAUGAUGAACAGACACCUGUGUGAGAACGGCCUGUGCAGAAACACACCGGGCAGCUUCACCUGCCACUGUCCGAAGGGCUUCACCUUCCAGCCCGAGACAGAGGUGUGUGAAGACGUGGACGAGUGCUUGAGUAACCCGUGUGUGAACGGCGAUUGUAAGAACAGCGCCGGGUCGUUCGCGUGUCUCUGCUCCGCGGGAAGCAUUCUGGACAGCUCAGGAACUCUGUGUGUGGAGACCACUAAGGGCACGUGUUGGCUGAAGAUGGUGAAUGGACCGUGUGAGGUUAACAUUAACGGAGCGACGCUGAAGUCUCACUGCUGUGCUACGCUGGGGGCGGGCUGGGGCUCGCCGUGUGCCAAAUGUGUACCAGAUCCGUUCUGCUCUAAAGGUUACGCGCGAGUGAAGGGGACCAUCUGUGAGGAUGUGAACGAGUGUGACGUGUUUCCCGGCGUCUGCAUCAAUGGGAAGUGUGUGAACACAGACGGGUCGUUCAUCUGCCAGUGUCCCAGUGGGAUGACGGUGGACUCCACUGGAAGGACCUGCGUUGACCUGCGGACGGAGCUGUGUUACCUCACACACGUUGAUGAGCGCUGCGGCGCUCCGAUCACGGGCCGGCACCGUGUGGACGCCUGCUGCUGCUCCGUGGGUGUGGCCUGGGGCCCGGAGUGCGACGAGUGUCCGGAGAAAGGAACGCCAGAAUACACCCAGCUCUGCCCUCGGCCCGGAUUCUCCCACCGCGGAGACUUCAUCAACGGCAAACCCUUCCUGAAAGAUAUAAACGAGUGUAAGAUGAUCCACAGCUUGUGCACAAACGGCCGCUGCAGGAACACCAUCGGUAGCUUCCGCUGCAGGUGCGACAGCGGCUUCGCUCUGGACUUUGAUGAAAGGAACUGCACAGAUAUCGACGAGUGCCGCAUCUCUCCUGAUCUGUGCGGUCACGGCACGUGUGUGAACACAGCCGGUGAUUUCCAGUGCGAUUGCUUCACUGGAUACGAGAGCGGCUUCAUGAUGAUGAAGAACUGCAUGGACAUCGACGAGUGCGAGCGCAACCCUUUGCUCUGCAGAGGAGGUGAAUGCAUCAACACUGAGGGCAGCUUCCGCUGCGAGUGUCCAGAGGGCCACGAGAUCGCUCCUGACGGCUCCGCCUGCCUGGAUAUCAAUGAGUGUGAACUGAGUGACAAGCUGUGCAGGAACGGUCAGUGUGUGAACAUGAUCGGACGCUAUCAGUGCUCCUGCAACACCGGCUACAAAUCCACCGAAGACAGACUCUCCUGCGUCGAUAUCGAUGAAUGCACCAUUGAGAACGGCGGCUGUGAGACGUUCUGCACCAAUUCAGAGGGAAGUUAUGAGUGCAGCUGUCGCCGCGGUUACGCCCUAAUGCCUGACCUCAGGAGCUGCACAGAUAUCGAUGAGUGUGAGGACAGUCCUGACAUCUGUCACGGCGGUCAGUGCACCAACAUCCCCGGGGAAUUCCAGUGCCUGUGUUUCGACGGCUACAUGUCGUCUGAGGAUAUGAAAUCAUGUCUGGAUGUGAAUGAAUGUGAGCUGAAUCCAAACAUCUGUCUGAGCGGGAAGUGUGAAAACACCAAGGGCUCGUUCAUCUGUCACUGUGACCUCGGCUUCUCUGUCAGGAAAGGGACAACCGGCUGUACAGAUAUUAACGAGUGUGAGAUCGGCGCUCAUAACUGCGACCGACACGCGAGCUGUACGAACACCGCCGGCAGCUUCAGAUGCAGCUGCGCUCCGGGCUGGAUCGGGAACGGGAUCAGAUGCACAGAUCUGGACGAGUGUUCUAACGGGAAGCACCUGUGCAGCCCCAGCGCAGACUGCAUGAACACCAUGGGCUCCUACCGCUGCCUGUGCAAAGAGGGAUUCACUGGAGACGGCUUCUACUGCGUCGACACGGAUGAGUGUGCGGAGAACGUGAAUCUGUGUGAGAACGGACACUGUCUGAACGUCGCGGGUGGAUACCGCUGUGAGUGUGACAUGGGCUUCAUCCCCACCGCAGACAGGAAAGCCUGUGAAGACAUAGACGAGUGCACGUUUGCAGACAUCUGCGUGAACGGCCGCUGCCGCAAUAUCCCGGGUCUGUUCCGGUGCCUGUGUGACCCCGGGUACGAGCUGGACCACAGCGGAGGAAACUGCACAGAUGUGGACGAGUGCACCAGCCCCACCACCUGCAUCAGCGGCCUGUGUGUGAACACGCCGGGCAGUCACAUCUGCAGCUGUCCGCCGGACUUCGAGCUCAACCCCACCGGAGUCGGCUGCGUCGACACUCGCUCUGGAAACUGCUAUCUGGAGGUGCGAUAUCGCGGCGAUUUCUCCGACAGUCUGCACUGCUCGACCGAGAUCGGAGUGGGAGUUUCCAAAGCGUCCUGCUGCUGCUCUCUGGGUCAGGCCUGGGGGUCACCCUGCGAGACCUGUCCGCCGCUCAACUCCACGGCGUACAGGAUUCUUUGUCCUGGAGGAGAAGGAUUCCGACCCAAUCCCAUCACUGUGAUACUAGAGGAAAAUAUACUAUUUACACUUAGUGCAAAUAGCCACUGCCUUAAAAUAUUGAUUAAUUGUGUGUGUGUAGAUGUGGAUGAGUGUGAGCAUCCCGGCAUCUGUGGUCCGGGUCAGUGUUACAACACCAUUGGGAACUACACCUGCAUCUGCCCUCCGGAGUACAUGCAGAUCAACGGAGGAAACAACUGCAUGGACAUGAGGAAGAGCUUGUGCUACAGGAACUACUACUCUUAUAACGCCACAUGUGAUGGAGAGCUGACCUUCAACAUGACCAAGAAGUUCUGCUGCUGCUCAUACAACAUCGGUCGGGCCUGGAAUAAACCCUGCGAGAAGUGUCCCGUCCCCAGCACCAAUGAGUUCGCUGUGCUGUGUGGAAGUGAGAGACCUGGAUAUUUCAUUGACAUUUACACCGGUCAAGUCAUUGACAUCGACGAGUGCCGUGAGAUUCCUGGUGUGUGUGAGAACGGCGUGUGUAUCAACAUGAUCGGCAGUUUCCGCUGUGAAUGUCCGAUGGGUUUUGUCUAUAAUGACAAGUUGCUGAUCUGUGAGGAUAUUGACGAGUGUCAGAAUGGGCUGGUGUGUCAGCAGAACGCCGUCUGUCUGAACGUUCCUGGAAGUUUCCGCUGCGAGUGUAAACCUGGAUACCGGCAAACUCCCACCCAGCAGUGUGUCGAUCGUAAUGAGUGUGCUGAGAAUCCAAACAUCUGCAGUCCUGGUCAGUGUAUUGACAUGGUGGGUAGUUACCGCUGCAUCUGCCCCAACGGCUUCAAAUCCACGCCAGACCUGUGUAUCGAUGUGGACGAGUGCGAGCGUCAGCCGUGUGGAAAUGGAACCUGUAAGAACACUGUGGGCUCCUACAACUGCCUGUGUUACCCAGGAUUCCAGCUGUCACACAACAACGACUGCAUCGACACAGACGAGUGCACGUCGCUCCGGGGCUUGUGUCGGAACGGAAACUGCAUCAACACGGUGGGCUCGUUUGUGUGCGUGUGUCUAGACGGGUAUAAACUAUCUCCUGAUGGCCGGAUGUGCGUGGACAUCAACGAGUGUUUGAUCAGCCCCGGUACCUGUGGCCCGGGAACGUGCCAGAAUCUGGACGGCUCCUACAGGUGCAUCUGUCCUCCUGGAUACUUCCUGCAGAACGACAGGUGUGAAGAUAUCGACGAAUGCUCUCAGACGGCAGAGAUCUGCAUCUUUGGCAAGUGUGUGAACACGCCAGGCAGCUUCAGGUGCGAGUGUCCGGAGGGAUUCCAGCUGUCCUCGACCGGAAAGAGAUGUGUGGCAUACAAAACUCUGUGUCCUGCACCUGGUAAAAUCCCCACUGUACACGACACGACUGUGGAUGUGGACGAGUGUUCAGAAAACCCCGGCAUCUGCAGGAACGGCCACUGCAUCAACACCGACGGGACGUUCCGCUGCGAAUGCCCCUUCGGAUACCGGCUCGACUUCACUGGGAUCAACUGUGAAGACACGAACGAGUGUGAGCUGGGGAACCCGUGUGGGAACGGCUCCUGCACAAACAUGGAGGGAGCGUUUGAGUGCAGCUGCGACGAGGGGUUCGAGCCCGGACCCAUGAUGACCUGUGAAGAUAUCAACGAGUGUUCCCAGAAUCCCCUGCUGUGUGCGUUCCGCUGUGUCAACACGGUGGGCUCGUACGAAUGCAAAUGUCCAGCGGGAUACGUGCUGAGAGAAGACCGCCGGAUGUGCAGAGAUCAGAACGAGUGCGAGGAGGGUCUGGAUGACUGUGCGUCCAGAGGAAUGACCUGUAAGAAUCUGAUCGGCACGUACAUGUGCAUCUGCACGCCGGGAUACACCAGACAGCCCAACGGAGACAGCUGCGUGGAUCUGAACGAAUGCACGGCCAAACCAGGCAUCUGUGAGAACGGCCGCUGCGAGAACACGGUGGGCAGUUACCGCUGCGUCUGCGAUCAGGGCUUCAGUCCCAGUCCCAGCAGAACUGAGUGCAUCGAUAACCGUCAGGGCUUCUGCUUCCUGGAGGUUCUGCAGAUCAUGUGUCAGAUGAGUUCCAGCAGUCGCGUCAGCGUUAGGAAGUCCGAGUGCUGUUGUGACGGGGGCCGCGGCUGGGGGCCCAACUGUGAGCUCUGUCCGCUGCCCGGGACCACGCAGUACAAGAAGAUGUGCCCGCUGGGCCCCGGAUACACCACCGACGGCGAGGAUAUCGACGAGUGUAAGGUGAUGGGGAAUCUGUGCAAGAACGGCCAGUGUCUGAACACGCUGGGCUCCUUCAGCUGCGUCUGUAAACCCGGAUACACCACUGACAUCAGCGGCACGCAGUGUGUGGAUGUGGACGAGUGUGUUCAGGCUCCUAAACCCUGUAACUUCAUCUGUAAGAACACGGAUGGCGGAUAUCUGUGCUCCUGCCCGCGAGGAUACGUGAUGCAGGACGAUGCCAAGAGCUGCCGGGGUAAAAUACACACACACAGACACAGACACACAGAGAGAGAGAGAGCGGUUAGUGAGUCUAGACUAAAUCUGACUUCCUCCUGCCCCAGAUAAGAGAUAAACACACACAAACACACGUGUGUGUCUCUGUGGUGCGUGCGUGCGUAUGUGUAUGUGUGUGUGUGUGUGUCUCUGUCUCUCAGGCACUGUCUGUCGGGCGCGGGGCUGUCGGCUGGAUCUCCUCACACUCCCGCCGCUGAUGGAGACGAGAACGCUCUCUCUCCCGAGGCCUGCUACGAGUGUAAGAUCAACGGUUAUCCGAAGAAGGGCCGCAAACGCAGGAACGCCAACGAAACCGAGGAGCUUCAGAACGAUCUGGACUGGGUCAGUCUGGCCAGUGUAGACGUGGAUGAUACGCUGCAGCUGCGUCUGAACAUCAGCACACUGAAGAGCAAAGACCACAUCAUCGACUUCGUGCCGGCGCUGUCCACGCUCGCUAACCACGUGCGCUACGCUAUCGACUACGGCAACGACGACGGUCUGUUCCGCAUGAACCAGAAGGACGGCGUCAGCUACCUGCACAUAUCCAAGAAGAGAGCUCUCCAGCCGGGAGCGUAUUAUUUACGAAUCCGCAGCGUGCCGCAGACCGGCAGCCCAGAGCGGCCCGACACAGACUACCUCAGCGGGCAGCGAGGAGACGCUCUGCACAUCAGCGUCCAGAUCGUCCUGCACUGACGGACACUCGGACAGACCGCAGCAGCCACGCCCAAAGAGCAGCACGCACCGCAUCAUACGCUCGCAUUACACAUCACUAGGGUUGGGUAUUGUUUGAUUCCAAUUCCAAUUCUGCUCACCGAUUCCCAGUUUCGAUUCCAACGUGGUUAAAAAAAUCAAGUCAAACAUUUCGCUGCCUUGCAGUUAUAAGGUUCUGUCUGCAUUCUGAGCAGUUUUGAGAUACUGAGAUUCAAAGAUGUGGCGUUCCAUAGACUUCCAUAUUUUCUUUACAAAGGCUCAACAUCUACACAGCUUACAAAAGAAACAUCACAUAAUGUAAAUAAGUUGUCACAGAAUAGGAAUGUGUGAAACAUGUCAGAUAGAACCUUAUAAUUCCAAGUCGACGAUUUAGAUAUCAAACUUAUUUAUUAUUCUGUAUCUCUUUUUAAAACAUUUAAUUGCCUGCUGAAUACCAUAAACACAAAUCGAUUAUGAGCUGUUUGUGUGCAAAAUAGAGCCGAUUCUGGAUACAUUUAGACUUUUUUAUUUUUUAAUGGAGGUUGUAGUUCUGUCACAAUUCUGGAGAAAACAUAUUAGACAACUAAACAAAAUCUCAUGGAA